This is a messenger RNA of Podospora bellae-mahoneyi, 600 nucleotides long. RefSeq lists its product as uncharacterized. The transcript is spliced from 5 exons. The coding region runs from base 70 to 600 and encodes 176 amino acids. The record is from RefSeq and is a predicted model, not a curated record. NCBI's taxonomy places the organism in Eukaryota, Fungi, Ascomycota, Sordariomycetes, Sordariales, Podosporaceae.
AAAAACUUUUCCUUCUCAUUAUCGCAUCUUCCGUCUUUGCCAGUACAAGCGCAGUCUAUCCACCUUAAGAUGGACGAAGAUGAUGGCCAGCCUUUGCAGGUUGCCAGCCCUCCUCUCCCUCCCUCCUUGUAUAGCACUAACAUUGUCAAGGAAUUCCGUAUCGGUGGCCAGCUUGAAGUCGAGUUCGAUAGGGAGAAGCAGGUCUACGAUGUCUUGAAACCGCUUCAGGGAACUGGAGUAUAUGAUGGGUCACCGGCCUUGGUUUUAUUAUUUAUCCGUGGAAAGACUAUCUACGAGCUCCUACGCGAGAGUAGAUUACUUAAGGAUAAAGACCUGGAAGCCCUACGCAACAGCCUUCAAGAUGCUCUUCGAGCGCUAACGGUGUAUGGAGUCGAGUAUACUGAUAUGAAAACGGACAACUUCCUGCUUACAGACUAUGGAGCAAACGUCUGGGAAGGAAGUACCAAUAACGCCAAUGUUGAUUACCUCAUGUAUCAGUUGAGCGAGCCGCGCAGACUAGCACUUCGUCGAUCCACUGAGCAAGGCCUGCUGCCCAUCCCAGGCGCAGCUAAAGGCCAGCUCGUCCAUCAUCGCGGCUAA